This is a messenger RNA of Pipistrellus kuhlii (Kuhl's pipistrelle), 4895 nucleotides long. It is a transcript of the gene KDM2B, whose product is annotated as lysine demethylase 2B. Lineage: Eukaryota; Metazoa; Chordata; Mammalia; Chiroptera; Vespertilionidae. Gene Ontology annotation, biological process: regulation of transcription by RNA polymerase II; protein demethylation. Gene Ontology annotation, molecular function: DNA binding; histone demethylase activity; protein binding. The transcript has 24 exons. Bases 317 to 4366 code for a protein of 1349 amino acids. The record is from RefSeq and is a predicted model, not a curated record.
UUCCCCUUCCCCAACCCCGAGCCCGGCCGCGGGCUCCGAGCGCGAUCGGCAACAAUGUUUACGUUCCGGGGAUUAUGACGUCGACGCCCCCCCCCCCCCUACAACUGCUGAAAAUGGUUUCCUAGGACUUUGCAAACGGAUCCGCUUAAGUGUUGGUGCAAAACUUUGCAGACCUCGGCUGCUCUGACUUUGCUUUAUUUAUUUAUUUUUAUUUUUUGGGGGGAUUUGUUUUCUUUGGUCUCCUCUCCUUACCCCCCUCCGCCAAAAUGCAGGGGGCAGGAGUGUUGACAAUUAAUUGGUGAACUCUCCUAAAAAAAUGGAGGCAGAGAAAGACUCUGGAAGAAGAUUGCGCCCGAUUGACCGCCAGCGGUACGACGAGAACGAGGACGUGUCGGACGUGGAGGAGAUCGUGAGCGCCCGCGGCUUCAGCCUGGAGGAGAAGCUGCGCAGCCCGCUGUACCAGGGGGACUUCGUGCUCGCCAUGGAGGGCAAAGAUUUCAACUAUGAGUACGUGCAGAGAGAAGCUCUCAGGGUUCCCUUGAUAUUUCGAGAGAAGGAUGGACUGGGAAUUAAGAUGCCUGACUCUGACUUCACAGUCCGAGAUGUCAAACUCCUAGUGGGCAGCCGGCGGCUGGUGGACGUGAUGGAUGUGAACACUCAGAAGGGCACGGAGAUGAGCAUGUCCCAGUUUGUGCGAUACUACGAGACGCCGGAGGCUCAGCGGGACAAGCUGUACAACGUCAUCAGCCUGGAGUUCAGCCACACCAAGCUGGAGCACCUGGUCAAGCGUCCCACUGUGGUAGACCUGGUGGACUGGGUGGACAACAUGUGGCCGCAGCACUUGAAGGAGAAGCAGAUGGAAGCCACCAACGCCAUUGCAGAGAUGAAGUACCCGAAAGUGAAGAAGUACUGUCUGAUGAGCGUGAAAGGCUGUUUCACUGACUUCCACAUCGACUUUGGAGGCACUUCCGUGUGGUACCAUGUUUUCCGGGGUGGGAAGAUCUUCUGGCUGAUCCCUCCGACCCUGCACAACUUGGCGCUGUACGAGGAGUGGGUGCUGUCGGGCAAACAGAGUGACAUCUUCCUGGGAGACCGCGUGGAGCGCUGCCAGAGAAUCGAGCUGAAACAGGGCUACACGUUUUUCAUCCCUUCCGGCUGGAUCCAUGCAGUCUACACCCCGGUAGACUCUCUGGUGUUCGGCGGAAACAUCCUGCAUAGCUUUAACGUGCCCAUGCAGCUGCGGAUUUAUGAGAUCGAGGACAGAACACGGGUGCAGUCCAAAUUCCGCUACCCCUUCUACUAUGAGAUGUGCUGGUAUGUCUUGGAGAGAUACGUGUACUGUGUGACCCAGAGGUCUUACCUCACUCAGGAAUACCAGAGAGAAUCCAUGCUGAUUGAUGCCCCAAGAAAGCCCAGCAUAGACGGCUUCUCAUCCGAUUCCUGGCCGGAAAUGGAGGAGGAGUCUUGUGAGCAGCAGCUCCAGGAGGAGGAGAAGGAGGAGGAGGAGGAGGAGGAAGAGGAGGAAGAAGAAGGUGCAGAGAAGGUGCCCCAGCCACCUGCCGAUGGCCCUGCCUCACCCACCAGCAUCCCCUCUGAGGACCAGGAGCCCCCCGGGAAGAAGCCUAAAGCACCUGCCCUGCGGUUCCUCCGGAGGACUCUGUCUAAUGAGUCCGAGGAGAGCGUCAAGUCCGCGACGAUGCCCGCAGACCACCCGAGGGCGCCCACGGGCUCGCCCACCACCGAGGUCUCUGCCAAGUGGACCCACCUCACCGAGUUUGAGCUGAAGGGCUUGAAAGCGCUGGUGGAGAAACUGGAGUCCCUCCCGGAACACAAGAAGUGCGUCCCCGAGGGCAUCGAGGACCCCCAGGCCCUCCUGGAGGGCGUGAAGAAUGUCCUGAAGGAGCAUGCUGACGACGACCCCAGUCUGGCCAUCACCGGGGUCCCCGUGGUCACCUGGCCGAAGAAGACUCCAAAGAACCGGGCCAUAGGGAGGCCCAAAGGGAAGCUGGGCCCCGCCUCCGCGGUGAAGUUGGCCGCCAACCGGGCCACCGCGGGAGCUCGCCGGCGCCGGACGCGAUGCCGCAAGUGCGAGGCCUGCCUGCGGACCGAGUGCGGCGAGUGCCACUUCUGCAAGGACAUGAAGAAGUUCGGGGGCCCCGGGCGGAUGAAGCAGAGCUGCAUCAUGCGGCAGUGCAUCGCGGAUUUCUGCAUGAUCUGCCUUCCUCUUCCUAAAAACCUCGAGGAGCAACUGUCUCCCUCAUCACUCCCCCCCCUCGGCCACUUGCUUCAGGCUUCAGCAGAUCCAGUGCUACCCCACACCGCCGUGUGCCUAGUGUGUGGCGAGGCGGGGAAGGAAGACACGGUGGAGGAGGAGGAAGGCAAGUUUAACCUCAUGCUCAUGGAAUGCUCCAUCUGCAACGAAAUCAUCCACCCUGGAUGCCUUAAGAUUAAGGAGUCAGAGGGCGUAGUCAACGAUGAGCUUCCAAACUGCUGGGAGUGUCCCAAGUGUAACCACGCUGGCAAGACCGGGAAAGCCUACAAGCAAAAGCGUGGCCCCGGCUUCAAGUACGCCUCCAACCUGCCCGGCUCGCUGCUCAAGGAACAGAAGAUGAACCGGGACAACAAGGAGGGCCCGGAGCCGGCCAAGCGGAGGAGCGAGUGCGAGGAGGCGCCCCGGCGCAGGUCGGACGAGCACCCCAAGAAGGUGCCCCCGGACAGCAUCCUGCGCCGCAAGUCAGACGACGUGCACCUGAGGAGGAAGCGGAAAUACGAGAAGCCCCAAGAGCCAAGUGGACGCAAGCGAGCCUCGACUCUUCAGACGUCCCCCGGUUCCUCCUCUCACCUCUCGCCAAGGCCCCCUCUUGGCAGCAGCCUCAGCCCUUGGUGGAGAUCCAGUCUCACUUACUUCCAGCAGCAGCUAAAACCUGGCAAAGAAGAUAAGCUUUUCAGGAAAAAGCGGCGGUCCUGGAAGAACGCCGAGGACCGGAUGGCUCUGGGCGGCAAGCCGCUCCGGCGCUUCAAGCAGGAACCCGAGGACGAGCUGCCCGAGGCGCCCCCCAAGACCAGGGAGAGCGACCACUCCCGCUCCAGCUCCCCCACGGCCGGGCCCAGCACCGAGAGCGCGGAGGGUCGCGACGAGAAGAAGAAGGUGAAGAUGCGCCGGAAGCGGCGGCUCCCCAACAAGGAGCUGAGCAAGGAGCUGAGCAAGGAGCUCAACCAGGAGAUCCAGAAGACGGAGAGCAGCCUGGCCAACGAGAACCACCAGCCCAUCAAGUCGGAGCCGGAGAGCGAGAGCGAGGAGCCCAAGCGGCCGGUGGGCGGCCUGUGCGAGCGCCCGCACCGCUUCAGCAAGGGGCUCAACGGCGCCUCCCGCGAACUGCGGCACCAGCUGGGGCCCGGCCUGCGCAGCCCGCCCCGCGUCAUCGCCCGGCCGCCUCCCUCCGUGUCCCCGCCCAAGUGCAUCCAGAUGGAGCGGCACGUGAUCCGCCCGCCGCCCAUCAGCCCCCCGCCCGACUCGCUGCCCCUGGACGACGGGGCGGCCCACGUCAUGCACCGGGAGGUGUGGAUGGCCGUCUUCAGCUACCUCAGCCACCAAGACCUGUGUGUGUGCAUGCGGGUCUGCAGGACCUGGAACCGCUGGUGCUGUGAUAAGCGGUUAUGGACCCGCAUCGACCUGAACCACUGCAAGUCCAUCACGCCCCUGAUGCUGAGCGGCAUCAUCCGGCGACAGCCUGUCUCCCUGGACCUCAGCUGGACCAAUAUCUCCAAGAAACAGCUGAGCUGGCUCAUCAACCGUUUGCCAGGGCUCCGAGACUUGGUGCUGUCAGGCUGCUCAUGGAUUGCAGUCUCGGCCCUCUGUACCUCCAGUUGUCCGUUGCUCCGGACCCUGGAUGUCCAGUGGGUAGAAGGGCUAAAGGAUGCCCAGAUGAGAGAUCUCCUGUCUCCGCCCACAGAUAACAGGCCAGGUCAGAUGGACAAUCGGAGCAAACUCCGAAACAUCGUGGAGCUGCGCCUCGCAGGCCUGGACAUCACCGACGCCUCGCUGCGGCUCAUCAUCCGCCACAUGCCCCUGCUCUCCAAGCUCCACCUUAGUUACUGUAACCACGUCACUGACCAGUCCAUCAACCUGCUCACCGCAGUGGGCACCACCACCCGGGACUCCUUAACAGAAAUCAACCUGUCAGACUGCAAUAAGGUCACUGACCAAUGCCUGUCCUUCUUCAAGCGCUGUGGGAAUAUCUGUCAUAUUGACCUGAGGUACUGCAAGCAAGUUACCAAGGAAGGCUGUGAGCAGUUCAUAGCUGAAAUGUCUGUGAGUGUCCAGUUUGGGCAAGUGGAAGAAAAACUCCUGCAAAAACUGAGUUAGUCCAAGGACUAGUGUGUAAAUAUGGGGUGGGGGGGUGGGGAGGGGCGGGGCCACAGGAGGGUAAAAGACUUGACAGAAACUAGGGUUUUUAUUUUCAAUUUGGAACUUGGAAUAACAGACCACGGAACGAUUCCAUUUUGCAAGUCUUGCCAAGGCAAUGCCGUUCCACCACCCAUUUUGGGGAUGAGUGAGCCGGAUUGGGUUAUUAUGAAGAGUAACUGCACUGCUUUCUGGACCAUUUCUAAGGCGGCCUUUACCGAGAAGACAUUCCUGUUGGAGAGGAGGAUGAACUUGGGAGAAAUUCUCUUACUGAAGCAUGAGCUUAGGAAUUUUUUUUUUUUUUUUUUUUUUGUGAUGGUGUUUUGUUCUGGACACCUCAUUCCUUGCAACUCUGGGGGUUUUGGUGUCAACAUUAAGUGGACCACACAACACAUCUGCCGUCUUGACAUAUUUUGUUUGGUUUUGUUACAUCUUACAUUAUGAGGAAUUAUUUUUGUACAAAUUGUUUAAAAGUUAUUUAUGCAAGGUU